CGUCCAUCAUUCUCACGGUAACAACCUGUUCUUCUGAUUGCUCUGCACUGACCUGCUUGCCACGCAUACUUUUGUACAGCGAAGGCCAACUCUUCAUUGGUAUCCUUUACGCAACAUCGGUCGAUACAACAUCGAGUUCUACAACAUUGAGGUCUACAACAUCGAGUUCUACACCAUCGAUAUCACUCAUCAUCUGGGCUUGGAUGUCCAAGCUAGAGCAACUCCAUCAGAGAUGUCACAGUCACCACUUGCGAGACGAUCUGAUAGCACAUCCGUCUACACAUUGCCUUUGAACGAAAGAAAGCAGAGCUGCACGCCAGGCUUAUUGACAACAACCGGUAUGUUGUACGAAGGCACGUUUGCAGAAUGGCUACCAGUCACUGGAAGCCGCUGCCACCUUCAAACACCUCGAAAACUCUGUGAAGCGGGCGAGAACUUGAAUUGUGAUGACGACGACGAGACUUGUUCUUGCAAGCAAUAUGAUUUGAACUCGAAAAGGAAGUGGAUAUCGGAGAUGCAUCAUAAAAUCAGUCCAUAUUUGCUCGAUCGCAUCCCUGAUUCGGCGUGGCAAUCCGAAAAUGCCCUUUUCACUGCUUUGAACAAAGUCAGUUCUCCGUUCCGAAUCAUGGACCUUCCACCAGAACUUCGAGAUCUCGUAUGGAACGAAGUACGUCCAUCCUGGCGCGCCGAGCUCUCGGGUGUCAAGUUUAUUGUCAGCCCUUCCAACUGUCCAGAAUUACUUCAAGUCUCGAGGGCCGUCACCAGAGAAGUCUCCGCUCUGAUGGCAUUUGACAUAAAGUUUCACGGCUAUCGUGAAUCUAUGCGUCAAUCAUCCUUCAUUGUGCUUCAGUGAUAUUUCGCACGUCAUGCAAGCGUUUCACCACUCAGCAUCGUGAACCAGCUGUCGCGGGUCCGCCUCUUCUACUAUCAGUCUCAUACGACAACGAAUGAAGUCGAACUCACAAUUACCGGAAACUCAGGUUCGAGAUCCAUCAAGUGUCGGCGCCGAGCGAAUUCUCAGAGCGCUUGGCAGAACUCGUCGCCACAGAGCCACGCCUGGAUGCAAGAAUUGGUUGAGGCAUUGAAUCUCAACGUGAGGGCGCCUCAUCUUAAGGGUCUGGCUCUGUUCAAGGUAGCCGAAACCAUGCACAAUCGACUAAGCCAGACAAACGAUCUGGGACUGAGUGCUCGCCGGGUGCUUGGAGUGUGAAUUU
This is a messenger RNA of Dissoconium aciculare CBS 342.82, 1214 nucleotides long. RefSeq lists its product as uncharacterized. The coding region runs from base 233 to 853 and encodes 206 amino acids. The record is from RefSeq and is a predicted model, not a curated record. NCBI's taxonomy places the organism in Eukaryota, Fungi, Ascomycota, Dothideomycetes, Mycosphaerellales, Dissoconiaceae. The transcript has a single exon.